Messenger RNA from Penicillium argentinense, 2421 nucleotides. RefSeq names its product bifunctional hydroxyethylthiazole kinase/thiamine-phosphate diphosphorylase. Gene Ontology annotation, cellular component: cytoplasm. NCBI's taxonomy places the organism in Eukaryota, Fungi, Ascomycota, Eurotiomycetes, Eurotiales, Aspergillaceae. The transcript has 12 exons. Gene Ontology annotation, molecular function: magnesium ion binding; ATP binding; hydroxyethylthiazole kinase activity. Gene Ontology annotation, biological process: thiamine biosynthetic process. The record is from RefSeq and is a predicted model, not a curated record. Bases 1 to 2421 code for a protein of 806 amino acids.
AUGAGAUCAACCGCCGGCCCCACCACUCCCCAACGGCGGGAUCGCCCUGGUUCGCGACUGUCGGCACUUGGCUUUGGUUCCGUCAACUUGAGCUCCAGAGAUCCCGACAGCAUGGCCGUCGAUCUUUCACUAUACUUGGUCACCGACUCGACCCCCGCCAUCCUCAAGGGACGGGACUUGUGCGUGGUCGUGGAGGAGGCUCUGAAGGGAGGCGUCACGGUAGUGCAAUACCGCGACAAGAAAAGCGAUACCGGAGAGCAGAUUGCCACAGCCCGGAAGCUGCAUCAGAUCUGCCAGACGUAUGGAGUGCCACUCCUGAUCAAUGACCGUGUCGAUGUCGCGCUUGCAGUCGGCGCAGAGGGCGUGCACCUCGGCCAGGAUGAUAUGAAAUUCGCCGAGGCCAAGAAGAUGCUUCCGAAAGAAGCCAUCAUCGGCAUCAGUGCCUCGACGCUAGAAGAAGCGCAGAAGGCAAUUGCUGACGGGGCCGACUACCUGGGCAUUGGGACGAUGUUUGCCACGCCGACUAAGACCAACACCCGGUACACGCUCGGCACUGCGGGCACACAGGCCAUUCUCGAUGCCAUCAGUGAUGCUACUUCGGUGAGUACUGUGGCCAUUGGUGGUAUUAACCAUUCGAAUGUGCAGCGCGUCAUCUACCAGUCCCAGUCGCCAAAGAAGGGCUUGGAUGGAGUGGCUAUUGUGAGCGGUAUCAUGGCAGCGGAUGACCCUAGAGCCUCGGCUCAAGAACUUGUCAAGCUCAUCAAGAACCCUCCUCCUUUUGCAUUGGUUCCCCCGGCCCCUAGAGCGAACGAGGUCGAGGCACUUCUGAAGGAGGUGCCAGCCAUCGUGCAGAAGAUGGUUGAGGUGCACCCGCUUGUUCACAACAUGAUCAACUUUGUUGUGGCCAACUUUGUUGCUAAUGUCGUCCUCUCCAUUGGCGCGUCGCCUAUCAUGUCACCUUACGGCGACGAAGCCAAAGACCUGUGCAAAUUCGACGGGGGCCUCCUCAUCAACAUGGGCACACUGACCAGCGAGAGUGUUUCCAAUUACUUGAAAGCCAUCAAGGCCUACAACGGACGAGGCAACCCCGUGAUCUAUGAUCCGGUCGGUGCGGCUGCAACUGACAUUCGGCGCAAUGCUGUUACCGACCUCAUGGCUGGCGGCUACUUUGACCUCAUCAAGGGUAACGAGGGUGAAAUCAAGCAGGCCUGGGGCAGUGGUGCCGUACUGCAGCGUGGUGUGGACAGUGGGCCGAGCACACUUGACAGCCAGCAAAAAGCCCGGUUGGCGCGAGACCUCGCCAGGAGAGAACGUAACGUGGUUUUGAUGACUGGCGCGGUGGAUUAUCUCAGUGACGGAGAGCGAGUCGUGGCUGUUGAGAAUGGACACUCCUUCCUGGGUCAAGUUACCGGAACCGGAUGCGCAGUCGGCUCCAUCUCAGGAUGUUUCCUAACAGCCCACCGCUCAGACAAACUUCUCGCAGUCCUAUCCGGCAUCCUCAUGUACGAGAUCGCUGCCGAAAAUGCAGCAAGCAAGGAAUUUGUCCGCGGGCCCGGCAGCUUCGUUCCCGCCUUCCUCGACGAGCUGUACGCCAUCCGUGAGGCCGCGGGCAAGGGAGACCACAGCUGGUUUACCGGUCGGGCCAAGGUUCACGAAGUCCAACAUGGCUCUCCGCAGUAUCAAAUGUACGAAAGUUCCCCUCGGCGGCUUCCCCGCAUCUCCGAGUUCCCCGCCCGCCAAUUCUCAACUUCACCUCCUCAACCUCACCUCUCCCACAGAAAAUCCAUUCCAACCAUCACAAUGGCUGUCACCAUGGCUGCUCUUAAUCUCGCGAGCCGUAUUCGGAACCCCGCAUUGUUCAUCUGCGACAUCCAAGACAAAUUCCGCAAUGCAAUUUACGAAUUCCCCAAGAUGGUCACAACAACAUCCAAAAUGAUCCGCGCCGCAAAUACCCUAAACAUACCCAUCUACAUAACAACACAAUCCCGCUCCAAACUCGGCAACACGAUUCCAGAGCUCUCGGCCCACCUCUCCGGCCCAAACAUUCGCGCCGACAUCGACAAAACCCUCUUCUCAAUGGUAACGCCCGAACUGGAGGCGCAGCUCCCAUCCUCGAGGUUGGACGUGAUCAUCGUCGGCAUCGAAACGCAUAUCUGCGUUACGCAGACGACGCUUGACCUCCUUGAACGUGGCCAUAGAGUUUAUAUCCUCGUGGAUGGGGUUAGCUCGAUUAAUGCUGAGGAACGCGGGGUUGCGCUGGCACGCUUACGGGAUGCGGGAGCUGUGGUUACGAGUAGCGAGAGUAUGCUUUUUGAGAUUCUUGGGGAUGCGGGGCAUGAGGAGUUUAGGGCUGUUAGUGGGUUGGUUAAGGAGACUAAAGAGGAGACGAAGGCUGCGCUGGGAGCUUUUUCGAAGAUUUGA